Messenger RNA from Chilo suppressalis (striped riceborer), 960 nucleotides. NCBI's taxonomy places the organism in Eukaryota, Metazoa, Arthropoda, Insecta, Lepidoptera, Crambidae. The record is from the annotation of a GenBank genome assembly.
AUGAAACCAUGGAAAGUUAAAAAACAAAUGGGUGGAGUAAAAAGAAAGGCUUUGAGAGAAUACAAGAAUAUCAUUAGAUUAUCGCAAAACCAAAACGACGAGCCUACAUCAGCAGAUGAGAAAAAUUACACCACAGUGAAUAAAGAAGCAUUGCAUAUAGUAAAGAAACAGUGUUUCUUAAACCAAAAUCCAGAAAUAGACUUGAAAAUUAAUGUUAUUCCAGGCAACAGUAAAAGUACAAUAUACAAAUCCAGUGAACUUGAUAAUAAUUCAUGUCAGUUGCAAACAAAUAAACAGGGUUCCGUACAACAGCAAAUUAUCUCUGAUGUUGAAUAUCCUCUAAUCUGUGAAGAUCUGUUACCACUCAGUAGUUCCAACAACUCAGAUGACGAACAAGAAAGUGAAAUUAUGAAAAAUAAUAAUUUUAUAAAUGAUUUACGAACGUGGGCGCUACAAAAAAAUAUAAGCCAAUCAGCUUUGAAACAUUUGCUUUCAAUUUUAAAUAACAGAUUUGAAGAUAUUUUACCGUCUGAUCCUCGAACGCUGUUACAUACGCCAACGGCAAUAUGUCUUAAAACAAUCGAAGGUGGUGAAUAUUGGCAUCAUGGUAUUAUUAUGCCUUUAGCAAAUAUCCUUGAAAAUUGUAUACCGCUGCCAAAUAAAAUUCUUCUGAAUAUAAAUAUUGAUGGCUUACCUAUAUUUAAAAGCUCUAAAUAUGAAUUCUGGCCGAUAUUGGCUAACAUUUAUCAAAGUGACACUAGUGAUCCAUUCAUUAUUGGCAUUUAUUAUGGAAAAGGUAAACCAAAAAAUCUUAAUAACUUCCUAGAAGAUUUUGUUAACGAAAUGGGUAUUGUUUUGGAACAAGGAGUUUAUGUUAAGGGUGCCAACGUGAACGUCAAAGUUAGAUGUUUUAUUUGCGAUUCCCCGGCACGCGCAUACGUCAAAGGCAAGUUUACAUAA